AUGGCGCGAACUGGACAGCAGAAAUCGCUCCGAUUCAUUCUUGCCCUCGUGGUGGGCUUCUGUCUUCAUAGAGCCUUUGUUGGACCAAACGGAGGACAUGAAGUCAGCAAAAUUCCUCGAAGUGCUUCCAGUGGCAAGGUCAACGUUGACAAAAGCCAGGACUUGCGCGACUUUCUCCUGGGGGGUGUUGUUCCAACUCCAAGCAGCGAACCUCCAAGCAGCUCAACACCCAAGGCAACACCCAAGGCAACACCGGAGGCAACCACGAAGGCAACCACGAAGGCAACCGCGAAGGCAACACCGAAGGCAACACCGAAGGCCACACCGAAGGUAGCUGCUUCAUCGACAAAGAGUGCAAAGAAGACAUGGGAUGUGCCUGUUUUGGAGUGCGACGAGGGCUGCAUUACGGCCAUCGAGAGCUGCUUAGAGGACGGAUGCAGCGUGGAAGCCAUGAUGAAGCUGGAUGCUGCCAUUGCGAAAGACGAAAAAGCCAUCAAGGCAAAGCUUAAGGGAAAAGAGGAUGCUUGGCUCGAAAAUUUUCUUCAGCGAUCUGGGGCACUUCGAGCUCAGCUUGCAACGAUGGUGAACAGGAAGACUUCCGAGCCUUGGAUGGCACAACUCAUCAAGGCCGCAUCUUUGGCAUUCAAGACCAGCAGAGAGGGGGACUACCCCAAGGCCAUCAGUCCAAGGGAGAAUGCCAGGUGGGCCCUUCCUCCUAUUCAUCGUAGAAGGCUCAUGGUUAUCAAGGAGAUCUUUGCCGGCGCAGUUGAAGAGCUGUCAGUGGGAGGAGUGUCAGCUGAUGUCGGCUGUGACUGCUUGGCAAACCACUGGCGGGUACAAUCGGUACAAUCUGUCGAUGAUGUGGGUGCCCCUGAGAAGAAGGCAAACCCACAAUUUCGGUCGUCUCCGAAGUCGAGAGCUUUCGAGGCACCACCGAUGAUUCCGCCUCCAGGCUCCAUCCCCAGUGAGAUGGUGGCGAUUGAAUUGCGCCUCGAUCGGAUUUUGGAGAAGGUGGAUGCUUGUUUGGCAGAACUUUCGGGCAAAGACAAAGUGCAGCCCGUGCCCACCCUGAAGCGGCAAGUCUCCUCUCUCAGUGGAAGAGGACAGGACGAGCUACCGCAUGUGCCUAGUUCAUCGUCGUUGCGUCAGCACAUGGUUCCCUUCAACGUCAUGGAAAAGGCCGAGCCAAGGGAAAUGAACGAUGAAUCUUCCGUUGUGCCCUUGCGGCCAAAUCGAAAAGCUGGAAAGGUUCGCAGUCUUGACCUAAGACUGGCCUCGCAGCUUAUCGACCCCGGUGCUUUCGCUGGCGGGUGCCAUAACUGGUGCCAUGGGGGACGGGCGAAAACAAGCGAGCGAGGUCGGGGUCGUUGCGAGCGAGUUUGGGAAGUCUUGGAGGAUCCACACUCGAGCAGAGCUGCUUGGUGGAUUUCACAGACGAUGAAGGUGAUUGUGAUCCUGAGUGUUUUCGUGACAAAUAUGCAGCUUAGCCAGGAGCCAAUCACCUAUGGACAAACGUUCGCCUUUUUGGAGACAACAUUCGAUCUCAUCUUUUUUCUUGAGUUCUUGUGCCGGAUCUUCUCUGCACCAUCCAAGAAGGAAUACAUCAAGGAUGCCUUCAACUGGGCAGAUGUGGCAUCAGCCAUGGGGCUGCUCCUGCGCGUUAGCAUCGGCUUGGUCAUGGAGGAGCCAACAGAGCCAGCACGGGCCACGAUUCAAGCGAUUCUGCUUUUUGUUCUGCCAACUGUUCGCUUUCUCAAGUUGCUGCGCUAUUUUGAAACCAUCCGGCUCUUGAUCGAUGCCUUCCGCAAAUCGCUUGAUGCUUUGCCGGUGCUAAUGUACACGAUGGCUCUCAUGGUGGUGCUUUCUUCCACUGCUCUUUACCUAUUGGAGUCCAGGACCAACAUUCCCAGUAUUCAGUACUCAAUCUGGCUUUGCGCGGUCACCAUGACGACAGUGGGUUACGGAGAUGUGGUGCCAAAAUCGCUUGGUGGCUACAUUGUUGCGUCCAUUCUGACCAUUGCCAGCGUGCUGUUCCUUGCAAUGCCAGUGGGUAUUAUCGGACACGAGUUCACGAUAUGCUGGCAGGGCCGUGAUGAAUUAUUGAGUGUGACACGUGCUCAAAAAGCAUUGCUGAAAUGGGGCUAUGCGGUGGAGGACGUGCGAUCAUUACUGGAAUAUGUUGAUGAUGAUGGAGAUGGACUGCUUGAUUUUUCGGAAUUCUUAGGGUGGACUCACCAGCGCUUCAGUGCUUGAGCUGUGUCGACAAGUCUAG
Molecule: messenger RNA, 2272 nt
Organism: Cladocopium goreaui
Lineage: Eukaryota; Dinophyceae; Suessiales; Symbiodiniaceae
Source: the annotation of a GenBank genome assembly